This is a messenger RNA of Acipenser ruthenus (sterlet), 4625 nucleotides long. Its product is annotated as probable serine/threonine-protein kinase clkA. Lineage: Eukaryota; Metazoa; Chordata; Actinopteri; Acipenseriformes; Acipenseridae. The coding region runs from base 1421 to 3367 and encodes 648 amino acids. The transcript is spliced from 2 exons. The record is from RefSeq and is a predicted model, not a curated record.
CCACACUGGACACCACUACAGAAAGUACAUUAGAAACAACAACAGCAACCACACUGGACACCACUACAGAAAGUACAUUAGAAACAGCAACAGCAACCACACUGGACACCACUACAGAAAGUACAUUAGAAACAACAACAGCAACCACACUGGACACCACUACAGAAAGUACAUUAGAAACAGCAACAGCAACCACACUGGACACCACUACAGAAAGUACAACAGCAGAAACAACAACAGCAACCACACCGGACACCACUACAGAAAGUACAUUAGAAACAACAACAGCAACCACACUGGACACCACUACAGAAAGUACAUUAGAAACAACAGCAGCAACCACACUGGACACCACUACAGAAAGUACAUUAGAAACAACAACAGCAACCACACUGGACACCACUACAGAAAGUACAUUAGAAUCAGCAACAGCAACCACACUGGACACCACUACAGAAAGUACAUUAGAAACAGCAACAGCAACCACACUGGACACAACUACAGAAAGUACAUUAGAAACAGCAACAGCAACCACACUGGACACCACUACAGAAAGUACAUUAGAAACAACAACAGCAACCACACCGGACACCACUACAGAAAGUACAUUACAAACAACAACAGCAGCCACACUGGACACCACUACAGAAAGUACAUUAGAAACAGCAACAGCAACCACACUGGACACCACUACAGAAAGUACAUUAGAAACAGCAACAGCAACCACACUGGACACCACUACAGAAAGUACAUUAGAAACAACAACAGCAACCACACCGGACACCACUACAGAAAGUACAUUACAAACAACAACAGCAGCCACACUGGACACCACUACAGAAAGUACAUUAGAAACAACAACAGCAACCACACUGGACACAACUACAGAAAGUACAUUAGAAACAACAACAGCAACCACACUGGACACCACUACAGAAAGUACAUUAGAAACAACAACAGCAACCACACUGGACACCACUACAGAAAGUACAUUAGAAACAACAACAGCAACCACACCGGACACCACUACAGAAAGUACAUUAGAAACAACAACAGCAACCACACUGGACACCACUACAGAAAGUACAUUAGAAACAACAACAGCAACCACACUGGACACCACUACAGAAAGUACAACAGCAGAAACAACAACAGCAACCACACUGGACACCACUACAGAAAGUACAUUAGAAACAGCAACAGCAACCACACUGGACACCACUACAGAAAGUACAUUAGAAACAACAACAGCAACCACACCGGACACCACUACAGAAAGUACAUUAGAAACAGCAACAGCAACCACACUGGACACCACUACAGAAAGUACAUUAGAAACAACAACAGCAACCACACUGGACACCACUACAGAAAGUACAUUAGAAACAACAACAGCAACCACACUGGACACCACUACAGAAUGUACAACAGCAGAAACAACAACAGCAACCACACUGGACACCACUACAGAAAGUACAUUAGAAACAGCAACAGCAACCACACUGGACACCACUACAGAAAGUACAUUAGAAACAACAACAGCAACCACACCGGACACCACUACAGAAAGUACAUUAGAAACAGCAACAGCAACCACACUGGACACCACUACAGAAAGUACAUUAGAAACAACAACAGCAACCACACUGGACACCACUACAGAAAGUACAUUAGAAACAACAACAGCAACCACACUGGACACCACUACAGAAAGUACAUUAGAAACAACAACAGCAACCACACUGGAUACCACUACAGAAAGUACAACAGCAGAAACAACAACAGCAACCACACUGGACACCACUACAGAAAGUACAUUAGAAACAACAACAGCAACCACACUGGACACCACUACAGAAAGUACAACAGCAGAAACAACAACAGCAACCACACUGGACACCACUACAGAAAGUACAUUAGAAACAACAACAGCAACCACACCGGACACCACUACAGAAAGUACAUUAGAAACAACAACAGCAACCACACUGGACACCACUACAGAAAGUACAUUAGAAACAGCAACAGCAACCACACUGGACACCACUACAGAAAGUACAUUAGAAACAACAACAGCAACCACACUGGACACCACUACAGAAAGUACAUUAGAAACAACAACAGGAACCACACUGGACACCACUACAGAAAGUACAUUAGAAACAGCAACAGCAACCACACCGGACACCACUACAGAAAGUACAUUAGAAACAACAACAGCAACCACACUGGACACCACUACAGAAAGUACAUUAGAAACAACAGCAGCAACCACACUGGACACCACUACAGAAAGUACAUUAGAAACAACAACAGCAACCACACUGGACACCACUACAGAAAGUACAUUAGAAACAGCAACAGCAACCACACUGGACACCACUACAGAAAGUACAUUAGAAACAACAACAGCAACCACACUGGACACCACUACAGAAAGUACAUUAGAAACAACAACAGCAACCACACUGGACACCACUACAGAAAGUACAUUAGAAACAGCAACAGCAACCACACUGGACACCACUACAGAAAGUACAUUAGAAACAACAACAGCAACCACACUGGACACCACUACAGAAAGUACAUUAGAAACAACAACAGCAACCACACUGGACACCACUACAGAAAGUACAUUAGAAACAACAGCAGCAACCACACUGGACACCACUACAGAAAGUACAUUAGAAACAACAACAGCAACCACACUGGACACCACUACAGAAAGUACAUUAGAAACAGCAACAGCAACCACACUGGACACCACUACAGAAAGUACAUUAGAAACAACAACAGCAACCACACUGGACACCACUACAGAAAGUACAUUAGAAACAACAACAGCAACCACACUGGACACCACUACAGAAAGUACAUUAGAAACAACAACAGCAACCACACUGGACACCACUACAGAAAGUACAUUAGAAACAGCAACAGCAACCACACUGGACACCACUACAGAAAGUACAUUAGAAACAACAACAGCAACCACACUGGACACCACUACAGAAAGUACAACAGCAGAAACAACAACAGCAACCACACUGGACACCACUACAGAAAGUACAUUAGAAACAACAACAGCAACCACACUGGACACCACUACAGAAAGUACAUUAGAAACAACAACAGCAACCACACCGGACACCACUACAGAAAGUACAUUAGAAACAACAACAGCAACCACACUGGUCACCACUACAGAAAGUACAUUAGAAACAACAACAGCAACCACACUGGACACCACUACAGAAAGUACAUUAGAAACAACAACAGCAACCACACUGGACACCACUACAGAAAGUACAUUAGAAACAGCAACAGCAACCACACUGGACACCACUACAGAAAGUACAACAUCUGAAAUCCCAAUGGGAAGCACAGUACCUGGAACACCAAAAUCAGACCGAACAGCAGUGACUAAAGCAUCGUCUACCCCUCAUGCUCCCAACACCACCACCCCAACAGGAACUACAUUAUCUGUACCCCAAUCAACACCCAUCACCUCAACGGUAUCAAGCAGUUCUAGCGAAAUCCUUUCCACGACAGCAUAUGAAGACUCACACCUGGGCUGGAGAACCACAGGGAUUGUCAUUGGAGUGAUAGUCGGGGCUGCUUUGUUAAUAUUGCUGAUCUGUUUAUUAAUAAUGCUAGCAAGGAAAAUGACUGGGAAAACGUCAACGUACUCACUAGACCCAAAGGAACUCGCACAGAGCUAUAAACCAAGGGGAACUAUGGGAACUUUUUUUUAUCAAGAUAUAUAGAUGAAUAUUUUUAUUUAUAUUUCUACCAUAUUUUUGCAAACAAAAGAAUUCUAAAGUAUAACAAUGCUGAAUGCGCACAAAUGAGAAACAAUCAUACAGUGUACAUUUAUAUUUAUGUGUUCAAUUUAAACACAAUAUUGAAAUCGAUAAUGCACUUUGUAAAGGCAGAAUCAGAGACUUUUGAAGAAUUGUCUUUAUUCCAUGCUUUUAAAUCCAGGUUUAUAAUUGAAUUGAAUGUGUCAAAUAUGAACGACUCCUAUAGUUUUUUUAUUUUUAUUUUGUGAUUAUUAAGGUGAGAGAAAGCAGCAGCUCUAGAAUGAUGGGUAAUCAGGAUACAGUCAGCAUUAUGCUGAAAUCUGCAUAUCCCGAUUACCCAUGAUUCUAUAUCUACUGUUUCCUCUCACCUUCAUUCGAAAGCUACUUCUAUAUCCACACACACAUGCAUAGUAUAAUAUAUACACUGCAUGCGCUUGUGUUAUUAUUAUUUAUACAUAGAGAUGAAUCCAUUCAAUUUCAUUUAUUUUAUAUACAGUGUGACUUCCUUAUAAGCCUUCAUAAUCUUUUUUUAUUUAAUCUUAUUACGUGGUUUAAAAUUUAGUUUUAAAAAAUACUAAUGAUAAUCUUGGAUUGAACGAAGGCACCAGAACAUGGCAAUGCUGUCUGUGUUGAAACCGUCAGAAAUGCUUUCUUACAUCCAGUUGCUUUUAUUUGUUUUUAAACACAUUGUACUGCGUUGAUUAUACACGGAGGGAUUUUAAAGAUGACAUGACAGGUUAUGUACGUAUGUAUGUGCUUGAAAUUAUUACUAAAACAUCUGUUUGUGUUUACCUUUAAAAUAAGUCAUGAUGUUGUUUUUCA